Molecule: messenger RNA, 1170 nt
Organism: Terrapene triunguis (Three-toed box turtle)
Lineage: Eukaryota; Metazoa; Chordata; Testudines; Emydidae
Product: interferon-induced GTP-binding protein Mx2-like
Exons: 8
Biological process (GO): defense response to virus
Cellular component (GO): membrane; nucleus; cytoplasm
Molecular function (GO): GTP binding; microtubule binding; GTPase activity
Source: RefSeq, a predicted model, not a curated record
AUCAAAAAGCUAAUUAAAAAAUUUAUUGCCAAGCAAGAGACUAUAAAUUUGGUAGUGGUGCCAAGUAAUGUGGAUAUCGCAACAACAGAGGCACUUAAAAUGGCUCAAGAGGUAGACCCUGAUGGAGAGAGAACGUUAGGGAUCCUAACAAAACCAGAUUUGGUGGACAGAGGAACUGAGUCAUCGGUUGUUGAUAUCGUACAAAACCUUGUCAUCCAGCUAAGGAAGGGUUAUAUGAUUGUUAAAUGUCGUGGGCAGCAAGAUAUUCAUGACAAGCUCACCCUGGCCUCUGCAAUCCAGAAGGAGAGAGCAUUCUUUGAGCAGCAUGAACACUUUAGAGUUCUUCUGGAUGAAAACAAGGCUACUAUCCCCAUUUUGGCAGAGAAACUUACAACUGAGCUUGUGGAACACAUUAAUAAAUCUUUGCCCGCUUUAGAAGAGCAAAUAAACAUUCAACUCCAAAAAGCAACUGGAGAGUUACUCAAAUAUGGCAAAGGCACACCAAAAGCAGAAGACGAGAAGUUGUUUUUCCUAAUAGAUAAAAUCAAACUGUUUAAUCAAGACAUCGUGAGUUCAGUGGUGGGAGAAGAAAAGUUGUUUGAAAAUGAAAUUAGACUGUUUACAAAAAUCCGCACAGAGUUUCAAAAAUGGGGGAAGAUACUCGAUGACAGUGCAUUGACUGAUAGAAAAACUAUACAACAUGAAGUGUGGAGAUUUGAAGAACAGUAUCGUGGAAGAGAGCUCCCAGGGUUUACCAGUUACAAGACAUUUGAGGCCAUUGUAAGACAGAGAAUCAUGGCACUAGAAAAACCAGCUAUUGAGAUGCUGAAGAAAGUAAUUGAAAUUGUCCGAAAAUCUUUCACAGAGGUUUCCAAAGAUCAUUUUGACGAUUUUCAAAAUCUUAACAGAGCUGCUAAGGACAGAAUUGAAGACAUUAGCAAGAAACAAUCAGAGGAAGCUGAAACAAUUAUCAGAAUCCAUUUUAAAAUGGAGCAGCUUGUAUACUGCCAGGACAAUGUUUACAGACAAGACUUAAAAGUUAUCAGGAAAGAAACACCAAAGGAAGCAGCCAACAGUCUGAACCCGGUCUCCUUGAGUUUCAAUUUUGGACCUGUCCAGAACCACCCUGCCGUUAAGGAUAUGACUUAUCACCUGGAGGCAUACUUCAGU